This is a messenger RNA of Caenorhabditis auriculariae, 102 nucleotides long. Lineage: Eukaryota; Metazoa; Nematoda; Chromadorea; Rhabditida; Rhabditidae. The record is from the annotation of a GenBank genome assembly.
GCUGAAACAAAAACGUCGAACGGCUACCGCUACUCGUCGGCUUCCGGAACCGUGCGCGGCACCGAAAUGGUUAGUCCCGAGAAGGAACGCCUCCGGCAGUGA